AUGGCCGCCAAGUACCAGCUCGUCCUCAUCCGCCACGGCGAGAGCCAGUGGAACGUGGACAACAAGUUCACUGGCUGGCACGACGUGCCGCUGUCCGUCAAGGGCGAGCACGAGUCGCACGAUGCCGGCCAAGUGCUCCGGGAGGCGGGCUUUAAGUUCGAUUUGGCCUACACUUCCGUACUUAAGCGCGCCAUCAAGACGCUAUGGAACAUCUUGGAAGAGACGGACCUCAUGUGGAUCCCCGUGGUGCGAUCGUGGCGGCUCAAUGAGCGCCACUACGGCGCGCUCACGGGCCUGAACAAGCAGGAGACGGUCGACCAGCACGGCAUCGAGAAGGUCAUGAUCUGGCGUCGCAGUUACGCCACGCCCCCGCCGCCGCUCGAGAGCGACAGCGUGUACUACCCGGGCAACGACCCUAAGUACGCAGACGUACCGACGGAGCUACUGCCCUUUGCCGAGUCGCUUGCGACGACCGGCGAACGCGUGCUGCCAUACUGGGAACAGAUCAUCACUCCUUCCAUCAAAGACGGCAAGAAGGUCGUCAUUGCUGCCCACGGCAACUCGCUGCGGGCGCUCGUGAAGCAUCUGGACAAUAUCCCCGAGGACGCGAUCACGGGCCUCAAUAUCCCCACUGGCGUCCCGCUCGUCUACGAUCUGGACGAGAACUUUCAGCCCGUGCCGCACAAAGACGCGAUCGCUCCGCUGUCUGGCCACUACAUUGGAAACCAGGACGAGAUCAAGUCGCGUAUCGCAGGCGUUGCUAAUCAAACGAAGGCGUGA
Molecule: messenger RNA, 780 nt
Organism: Hyaloperonospora brassicae
Lineage: Eukaryota; Oomycota; Peronosporomycetes; Peronosporales; Peronosporaceae
Source: the annotation of a GenBank genome assembly